Molecule: messenger RNA, 2097 nt
Organism: Eufriesea mexicana
Lineage: Eukaryota; Metazoa; Arthropoda; Insecta; Hymenoptera; Apidae
Gene: 5-HT7
Product: 5-hydroxytryptamine receptor 7
Biological process (GO): positive regulation of MAPK cascade; adenylate cyclase-activating adrenergic receptor signaling pathway
Cellular component (GO): plasma membrane
Molecular function (GO): G protein-coupled acetylcholine receptor activity
Source: RefSeq, a predicted model, not a curated record
AUGGAGGGGAAGGACGCAAUCACCACGGAAAGCACCCUGCUUCUCAACCUGACCACUGUCGCCACGCAAGGAUUUCCCGGACAAAGUUCCCCGUACACGCCAACACAGGCAGUACUUAUCGCUCUGGUGCUCGGCGGCAUCAUCCUCUUCACUGUGAUCGGGAACAUUCUGGUCUGCGUCGCCGUGUUCCUCGUUAAGAAGCUGCGAAGGCCGUGCAACUAUCUGUUGGUUAGCCUGGCAGUUAGCGAUCUCUGCGUCGCUCUCCUGGUAAUGCCGAUGGCGUUGCUCUACGAGAUCUCCGGUAAUUGGUCCUUCGGCAAAAUUAUGUGCGACCUUUGGGUUAGCUUCGACGUACUCAGUUGCACCGCCAGCAUCCUCAAUCUCUGCAUGAUCUCCGUGGACCGAUUCUGCGCGAUAACAAAGCCGCUGAAGUACGGGGUGAAGAGGACACCGCGACGAAUGAUCAUCUACGUCAGCCUAGUUUGGUUGGCGGCGGCCUGCAUCAGUCUGCCUCCCUUGUUGAUCAUGGGGAACGAGCAUACUACCGAGACCGGCGCGACCACGUGUACCGUCUCCCAGAACUCCUACUAUCAGAUCUAUGCCACGUUUGGAAGCUUCUACAUACCACUCGUCGUUAUGAUUCAGGUGUACGUGAAGAUAUUCCUCGCUGCACGGAGGAUAGUCUUGGAGGAGAAGCGGGCUCAGAGCCACCUGGAGGCUCACUGCUACCUUGACAUAGAGCCGACGGUGCAGCAGCAUCAACCGGCUGCUGUGAACCGUCAAUUAAACUCGGACACGCAGCCAGGCCACGGAAGUCCACAGGUGAAGCAGCACCGAAGUUCCAGCGCCUCUACAACGUGCAGCGGCCACGCGGUGAGGUGCUUCGCGGGUGGUCCACGCAAGAGCAACGAGUCGCAGUGUCCAAUGCUGCAGAAGCUCGAGAAGCCCGUCCUCUCCUCGUCAACGACGACCACGCCACCGAUGACGUCGACCAAGUCGACGAUCGUGAGGAACCACCUGAACAGCACCUGUAGCGUGACGAAUUCUCCUCACCAGAAGAAGCAGAGGUUCAGCAUCAUAAUGAGCGCCUUCAUCGUCUGUUGGCUACCGUUUUUCGUAUUGGCCCUGGUCAGACUGUGUUUAUCAGACCCCCAAGCCAUCCCGGCGUUUCUAUCCAGUCUGUUCCUUUGGCUCGGUUAUUGCAACAGCCUAUUGAACCCCAUCAUCUACGCAACCCUAAACAGGGACUUCAGAAAGCCGUUCCGCGAGAUCCUCUACUUCCGUUGCAGCAACCUGAACCGCAUGAUGAGGGAGGAGUUUUAUCAGAGCCAGUACGGCGAUCCUAUCAACAACUGCGACAUGAAGGCAAGCGAGAUGGACGACGCCGAGCGUCUGAACAAUCAGGGUAUCGAGGCGAUCGACAUCGCCGCGAGCGCUCCUAACGAGAGCUUCCUGUGAUCUCAGAGUGAUCUCGAUCGUCAAACCGAUCGCGAGACCCUCGAAACGGACCUGGAUCAACCAUGAUCUCGGGUCUAACUCGACUAUCAGAGGACUACCGUCGAGCUCGAUCGAUGUUCCGGUUUCGCGAACGAAACCGAUCCUAGAUUAUCCGCAGGCUGGUAGAACGUAACUCUGCUUUCGAUUUCCGAUAACUGGCUACCCGAUGGACUUGGCCGUUCGCCACGUUGCAAUUGGAUAGACGAACCGUGACGAGAGUCAAGAUCUAAUUUCUCCCGGAGACUUCCUUCCAACUGACUAAGUAAACGUAUUCAAAAUCGUAACUGUACGUUCGAUGAUCAUGCAUGUUAACGUAGACUCAGCGACUCGGUCGAUUUCUCGUCUUAGAUCAUCCGAAGCGGGUCGAAGAAUCUAAAUGACCUGUUCCCGACAAGUAUCGCUAUUUUCAGCUGGAUCGACCUCUGCAACCUGUCGCGUCGUGGUCAGGCGUCCAAGAGAGACCUCGUGAAAUCCUUUUCGUUUCGUGACAGGCGAAGAAAUGGUCCAAGCACUGUCUCUGUGGAGCGACAGCAGCUGCAAGAACAGACGCUGCUCCGACUGCACUGGGAUCGCGUGAAGAGUGAGACGCGGUGAAGAAGG